AUGAUCGCCCAAGGGAUCGUGACAACAACAGGGAGGAUAGGCAUCACAGAGACCGUGAUAGGGGUGAGAGGGAGAGAGAGCGAGGAGGCCGAGACCGAGACCGAGAAAGAGAUAGUAGGGAUGGCCGUCGCGAUCGUGGUGGUAGAGACCACCGCGAUCGGACAAGAGAGAGGGAGAGGGAUGGCGGUGAUGAUGACCUUCGUGGACGCUCCCGUGAUCGAGAAUAUGAUUACCAACGUGACGACUCAAAGCAUAAUAGGGACCGUCGUGAUUAUGAUGGUGGUGAUGCAGAGGACGAUCCUGGGUGGUACGAUCAAUCUGAUCAAGGGGGACAUAAGCGGUCUGUCGAUGAUCAACAACGAUAUAAGCAGUAUGACCGUCAUCGUGGUAGGGAGCAGCAAUAUGACGACAUGGAUGUUCAAGAAGGCGAUCAAGACCGUUAUGGCGAUCAAUACACUGCUGGCCGUGAUCGAUCAUAUCAGGAGGACCAACCAGCCGUCGCUGGAGCUCACGCUGCGGCUGGUCCCUAUGUUUGCGAACGAGGCGGCCGAGUUCGCCGCCGCGAUGAUCGAAGGAGGGCGUGCGGUCCAGAUCGGGGAAGAAGCGAUGGCCGAUGGGUGGAGUGCGGAGAUGCCUGGAGUGCGGCGGCGGCAGCGGUUGUGGAGGAGGAGGUUUUUCUUGGACCCAGAUUUCGAAAUCGUUCCUGAAGCUUACCUGUCAAAAUGGUACACGGCCACAAGCAAGGUCUACACUGUGACCAGGGCCUGGAGAUUGUUGUUGAGGAAGAUAGAGUAG
This is a messenger RNA of Linum tenue, 795 nucleotides long. Lineage: Eukaryota; Viridiplantae; Streptophyta; Magnoliopsida; Malpighiales; Linaceae. The record is from the annotation of a GenBank genome assembly.